AUGAUUAUCCUGGAUGCCGAGGACGCUUUCAAAUCCAAUGAAGACGGGUCCACAGAAGCCAUAAUCCCAUCCAACAACGGCUGGACGCCUCCUUCUGAUGGUAAAAAGGUGAUUGUUGGAGUUGCGAGCAUCAAGCUAGAGCCGUCGUCGAAGCGUCUCGGCCAAUUCAACUCGAAUGAAGGUAAACACCCAGAGCUACCGCCAAACCUAGGCCGUGACCUCAAUAAGAAGCAUUACAAUUCCUGGGGUCAUAUUUCUAGUGCUACGAAGAAGAGAUACUGCCUCGGAUUCUUGAUAAUGGACAUGCUCGUCGUGCACCCUGCCUACUGGAAGCGAGGCCAUGGGACUAAGCUUGUUAAUUAG
Molecule: messenger RNA, 363 nt
Organism: Penicillium samsonianum
Lineage: Eukaryota; Fungi; Ascomycota; Eurotiomycetes; Eurotiales; Aspergillaceae
Exons: 3
Coding region: 1-363 (120 amino acids)
Source: RefSeq, a predicted model, not a curated record